Messenger RNA from Scophthalmus maximus (turbot), 2353 nucleotides. It is a transcript of the gene katnal2, whose product is annotated as katanin p60 subunit A-like 2. The record is from RefSeq and is a predicted model, not a curated record. Gene Ontology annotation, molecular function: protein binding; ATP binding; ATP hydrolysis activity. Lineage: Eukaryota; Metazoa; Chordata; Actinopteri; Pleuronectiformes; Scophthalmidae. The transcript is spliced from 16 exons. The coding region runs from base 257 to 1795 and encodes 512 amino acids.
UGUUUUUUUUCCAGUGAUCCGAUUGGUCAGUAGUUGGAGCGGUGCCUGGUUUUGAUCUCUUAUCUCGAACUUCACCUGCUCCGGAGCAGGUUAGCCGUUCAUCACGUGUUGCCAUGGUGAUUUGUCCCGGUUAAGAAGAGGACCAGCCUCGUAGGACGGAAAAAACCCGAGUUUUAACCCGAAGUUUACCUCAAUAACCGCAAAUCCUGCUUCGUAGUACAGGACCCUGCUGUCUCCGUGACCUUUCCGCUUCAAGAUGGAGCUUUCGUUUCAAUCCAUGAAAAUCGCUCAUCAAGCACGAGAGGCGGAAGAUGUGAGGGCGGAGAUGAGGAGGAAGAGCCUCCUCAUCCUCAUCUACCACCACCUGCAGGGGCAAGGCUACAUGGAAGCGGCAGUGGCCUUGGACCAGGAGACAAACGGCGGCGUGAGGAGGCACGAGGUCUGCGACAACAUCGAUCUGGAGAUGGUGCUGAUGGAGUACGAGAGUUAUCACUAUGUCAAGUUCCAGAAGUAUCCCAAACUAAUCAGGAAAACAGUGGAACAAGGUGAAAUCAGAUGUGCAAGAAGUGGCAGAGGAAAGAGAUGUUCAACUGUAUCGCGUCUUCCCAAAAUCACACCAUCCCAGAGCCAACAGUGUGGAAACGGAGACAAGAAGGACAAUGGCUCAUCUAUUCCUCCAGAGGGGUCAGAGUUUGGUCUCAGUGUUUCCUCCUGCAAAAAUGGACAAGUGGUGGAGUUAGCCAUGAGCAGGAAGGGACAGAUGCCCGACGGUAAAUUUUCAAUCCACGACGCCAUCAAAGGAGCUGCCGUUGACUCUGACUACAAAGAACGGCUGCUGAAGCCCCUCAGUGGCUUCUCUGGGAUGAGUGGCGAGAUGGCUGAACUGGCUGCAGUCAUCAGCAGGGACAUCUAUUUGCACAGCCCGAAUGUGCGGUGGGAGGACAUCAUCGGCCUGGAGGACGCCAAGCGAUUAGUCAAAGAGGCCGUCGUCUAUCCCAUUAAGUACCCUGAGCUGUUCAAAGGCCUCCUGUCUCCGUGGAAGAGCUUGCUGCUCUACGGCCCCCCAGGUACAGGUAAGACCCUGCUGGCCAAGGCCGUGGCCACGGAGUGCAAGAUGACCUUCUUCAACAUAUCGGCCUCCAGCAUCGUCAGCAAGUGGAGGGGAGACUCUGAGAAGCUGAUCAGGGUCCUGUUUCUGCUGGCCAGGUACCACGCACCAUCCACCAUCUUCCUGGAUGAGCUGGAGUCUGUGAUGGGCCAGAGAGGAGCCAGCAUGGGGGGAGAGCACGAGAGCAGCUGGAGGAUGAAGUCAGAGCUGCUGGUUCAGAUGGACGGACUAGUGAGAUCAGAAGAGCUGGUGUUUGUACUGGCUGCCUCCAACCUCCCUUGGGAGUUGGACACCGCCAUGCUGAGGAGGUUAGAGAAGAGGAUUCUAGUGAAUCUUCCCUCCGCGCCCGCUCGCCAGGCCAUGAUCUCUCAUUGGCUGCCUCCGCUCAACUCCACAAGAGGAGUGGAGCUACGGACUGAGUUGGACUACGAAACCCUGGCAAAGGACAUGGAGGGUUACUCUGGCUCUGACAUCAGGUUGGUAUGUAAGGAGGCUGCCAUGAGACCGGUCCGCAAGAUCUUUGAUGUUCUGGAGUCACAUCAUCAAGGCGACACUGUCAUGCCCGCCAUCCGGCUGGAAACCGUGACGACUGCUGACGUUUUAGAAGUCAUCGCACACACCAAACCCUCCGCCCGAAGCUUGACGGACAGAUACACCACCUGGGAGAGAGAGUACGAGUCUGUCUGACGACUCAACAACAAAACGCCACCGGCCUACAACGGUGAUAAUGGAUGACGGGAGUGUUUCUUGUGCAAAAUGGAAGCUUGAGUAAAAUUCUGCCGUCACUUGUGGCUUAGAGCAGGUUCUGCAGAAUGUGUUCAACGGCAUCUGGGAAACUGUUACAGGUCAGGUGGGGAGGAGGGUGGAUUUUAUUCUCAUCUCCUUCUCUGUAUUUACCUGAAAGAUGACGGGAGAGGGGCGGAAUGACAAAAAACAUUAAAAAAAACCAAUCACAAUAAUCUGUUAAGUAUAUAUAGAUAAUGACAUGAGAUCCAAUGAAAACUGACAUUAAUUGUUGGUUACAAUGAAGACGUGACAGUGGAAGAAGUUAAGAAUAAACAGGAGGAAAAGUUUAGAUUUUUUUCUCUUACCAGUUUUCACUAGAAUACCCAGCAUCCCUGUGUUCUGAGCCCCGCCCACAUCAUCUCUCACAUCCUGUAGGAAAACAGCAACAGGGCACAAACCAUUGAAGGCCAACAUAAAUGAAUAACAAAUAUAUUGUAAUAAACUGUACAGUUGCUACUA